Plasmodium reichenowi is the source of this 1785-nucleotide messenger RNA. Its product is annotated as cytochrome c oxidase assembly protein (heme A: farnesyltransferase), putative. The transcript has a single exon. Gene Ontology annotation, biological process: heme biosynthetic process. Bases 1 to 1785 code for a protein of 594 amino acids. The record is from RefSeq and is a predicted model, not a curated record. Gene Ontology annotation, molecular function: protoheme IX farnesyltransferase activity. Gene Ontology annotation, cellular component: membrane; mitochondrion. Lineage: Eukaryota; Apicomplexa; Aconoidasida; Haemosporida; Plasmodiidae.
AUGAAUAAAAAUUAUUCACUUGGUCAAAAGUGUGUAUUAAACAAAAAAGUGGAAAGCUAUUUACAUUUUGAUAAUUAUAUUAUAAAUAGGAAUUUAAAUAAAUACUUUUUUUUUUAUGUACCUUCUUCAGUUAUUUGUUGUUCACCAAAAAGGAGUGUAUAUAUAGGGAAAAAGGUUAAUGUUGUUUUAUUUAAUAAAAAUGUAGGAAAUGUUAAGAAUGAAGAAUAUUGGAGGUUAACAUACUUAUGGAAAAGAUAUUAUUGUUCCCGUAAUAUUGUCAAAAAGAGAAAAAAUAAUCCUCUUGAUAUGGAUAAGAAUAUGGAAGAGAUACAUGUUAAAGAAAAAAUAGGUGAUCCUAGAAAUAUAUAUCUCAUAAAAGGCGAUAUGAGGAAAUAUUUAAAAAAUUGUCUUAUUUGUAGAAACAAUGAUGAGGUUAAUGAGAACCUGAGGAGUCAACGUUGUGAUGAUUUAAAAAAUAACAUGAACGAAAGAAAUGAUGGUCAUAUUAUAAAUCAUAGUAAAAAUUCAUUAUUUAAUAAUUAUAUCAUUGAUUAUAAUACUCAUUUAAGUGUGAACAAUAUUUGUAGUAAUGUAAAUAAUGUAGAGACAUUAUUAUUAUGUGGUUGUGGGGUGGGAAAAAAAAAAAAAAGGUAUACUUUUAAUAAUGAUUUUAUUGAGAAUGAUGGGAUGUUAAAAAAAGAUAUGAUUAUAGAUGAUAUAAUUAGUAAAGAAAAAUAUAAAAAUAAAAUAAGAUUAUUUUGUAAAGUUAUAUUAUUAUAUUUAAAUAAUUAUCUUGAAUUAUCAAAACAUAAAUUAACCUUAUGGGUUACGUUAAGUAGUACCUUUGGUUAUUUUAUGUUAGGUGGUUCUUCAAUUAUCGAUAUAAGUUCUUUAUUAGUAGGUGUAUAUUUAUGUAGUAGUAGCGCAAAUGCAUUUAAUCAAAUUAUUGAAAGAAAUAUAGAUAAGUUAAUGAAAAGAACCCAAAAAAGACCCUUAGCAAAUAAUAAUCCAAAUAUGUCAGUUAAGCAUGCUGAAAUAUUUGCUAUUCUAACAGCAUUAAAUGGUAGUUUUAUUUUAUAUUUUUUUAAUAAUCCUUUAACUUCCUUUCUAGGUAUUUUUAAUAUUUUCCUAUAUACAUGUAUAUAUACACCCCUAAAACGUAAAACACCAUAUAAUACACAUAUAGGAUCAAUUGUAGGAUCUAUACCAACAUUAAUGGGAUGUACAGCUAUGGAACAAAAUUUGUUUGUUCCUGAACCUUGGAUUUUAUUUGUUACACAAUUUUUAUGGCAAUUCCCACAUUUCUAUUCACUUGCAUAUUUAUAUAAAGACGAUUAUAUAAAAGGAAAAUACAAAAUGUUUCCUCUUCAAGAUAAAAAUGGUUUGUAUACAGCCAAAUUAUGUAAACCAUAUUUAAUUACUUUAUCAUCCCUUCCUUUUAUUCUGUUUUUUUGUGGAUAUACAUCAUAUAUGUAUAUAUUAACAUCCAUAUUACCCAAUCUUUUUAUUUUUUACAAAUUCCAAAAAAUUAUUCAAAAACCAUCAAGAGCAAACAUACGUUCCUUUUUUAAGCACUCCCUAUGGCACAUAAUGUUAUUAUUAGCCUUAACAACAUAUCACACACAAGUACCAGACAAAAACAAAAAUAAUGACACCAUACCAGUAAAUAUAAAUUCAAAUGAAGAACAUAACAAAGGUAUUCAUGUACAUAAAGACAGCAACACGGAAUAUAGUAUAACAAAAUUUAAGAAGAAGCUCAUUAAAUAUUGUAUAGUAUUUUCUUAA